AUGGAUGCAGUUACAACCCUUUCUCAACAGAUUGCAUCAAUCCAGAAUAUGAUUACUACCCAUUUUAGCAACAUGUCACUAGGACGAGAACAAACACAAGUUAAUAUGGUACAUAAACCACAAGCUUGGUUUGAAGUAUGUGGAGGUGGAGAUCACAGUGUUGAGGUACAUGUUAAUUUCCCUUUGAUUAAUGUGUUGCAAGAAAUUCCUAAGUAUGCCAAAAAUAUUAUGGAUUUGGUAGCCAAUAAGAGUAGAUUGAAUGAGUAUGCAACAGUAGCACUCACUGAGAAGUGCAAUUCGAGGAUCAAGAAUGGGCUGCCAACCAAGUUCAAAGAUUCAGUGAGUUUCACUAUUCAGAGGAAAAUUGGCAAAUGUGUUGAGGCAAGUGGUUUGUGUGAUUUAGGCGCAAGUAUCAAUUUCAUCCCUACUUCCAUGUUUAUCAAAUUGGGAAUAGGAAGGACCAAACCCAUAACCAUUAUUUUGCAAUUAGUUGAUCUUUCAGUGUCUAGGAACGAUGGCGUUAUCAAAGAUGUCUUGGUUCAACCUGAUCUCGAGGUCCCAUUUAUUUUUGGAUGCCCAUUCCUAGCAAUGGGAGAUGCAUUGGUUAAUCUGGCAGAAGGUAGACUAACAAUGAGGUCUCAUGACAAGGUCGAAGUAUUUGAUGUUUACAAGGAAAUAAAGUUUCCUGCAAUAUAUGAGAAGUUAUCGGCAAUCACAGUCAUUGCGAAAGACAUUGAGGGAGAUAUUGAAUACCAAGAGUUUGCUAACGUCCUAAAUGUCCCAAAUGUGAGUAUGCUUAUUAAGUUUGUGGAGCCAUUAAACAAAGUUGAGGGACCACCUUCCAAGCUGUCAAUUGGGAAAGCACCAAAGUUAGAAUUAUUUUGUGUCAAUGAAUCUUUACUCGUAAUCCUUUCUUCUGAUUUGUCAGAAUUGUAG
Molecule: messenger RNA, 936 nt
Organism: Solanum pennellii
Lineage: Eukaryota; Viridiplantae; Streptophyta; Magnoliopsida; Solanales; Solanaceae
Exons: 3
Coding region: 1-936 (311 amino acids)
Source: RefSeq, a predicted model, not a curated record